Molecule: messenger RNA, 871 nt
Organism: Canis lupus familiaris (dog)
Lineage: Eukaryota; Metazoa; Chordata; Mammalia; Carnivora; Canidae
Exons: 4
Coding region: 257-871 (204 amino acids)
Source: RefSeq, a predicted model, not a curated record
GCAGAACCACGGUCAUUAUGCACAUGCCAGCUCCUCCUCACUCCACCCCGGGCCAAGACCCUUUCAGCAGCGCGAGGCCUGGUUAACAUAUGACUCUGGCUGCAUUACUGCGUGGCAUCCCAGCACCCAUUUGAACAUUUCAGCAAUUUUAAACAAGCUCCACUGACAGGGACUAUUAAAUUGAAGCCAAAGAAGCACACAGGCAGAGCACAUUAAUUAUGAGCACGAGAGAAAAUGCUUCUGCAAGAAGGAAUUAAUGAAGAGAACUGCAAAAGAAUGUGUGACGACCUCUCCUGACACGGCAAAAACUUUCCACCCAUGUCACGACAAAGGGGAGAAGCUGCUGCAGCUGCCGCGGAAAUUCGCUGUGGCCGCUGCCUCUUCCCGCUUUAAUCCCAGACCUCCAGUCAUUGGGCAGCUCCUCAGAGGCAAGAAGUCAACACCAUGGCAACCCGACAAGCCUAUCAAAUCACCGGCUGGCGUGACAGCAGCAGCGCUGCAGGCAGCAGUGGGCUGGGCGGAAGAGCAGUGGCCACGACGCUCAGGUACACAGUCUGGGAGUGGACAGCAACUGUCAGCCUCCAGUUCUGGCUACACAGAUGUGCACCACCCAGUUCAUAGCCCUGCCCUAGGUCCCCUAGCAGGUGAGGAGGAGGAUAGACUUGAGGAAAACUAUACAGAUUUGGAACAGAUGCUGUGGGAAAUGGGAAAUAGCUGUCGAGAGAGGAGCAAAGGGAUUGCCAGUGUUUGUGAAGGCCCAGCUGAGGUUGGACAUCAUGACAAUGUAAUGAAAGCAAUCAGCACGGCUAUUCCAUUUUCUCCAACAACACGAGGUGGCCUGGAAAUAGGCAUGAUGAAAAUGGGCAACUAG